This is a messenger RNA of Penaeus vannamei (Pacific white shrimp), 1733 nucleotides long. Its product is annotated as uridine diphosphate glucose pyrophosphatase NUDT14. Gene Ontology annotation, biological process: nucleoside phosphate metabolic process; ribose phosphate metabolic process. The record is from RefSeq and is a predicted model, not a curated record. Gene Ontology annotation, molecular function: UDP-sugar diphosphatase activity; metal ion binding. NCBI's taxonomy places the organism in Eukaryota, Metazoa, Arthropoda, Malacostraca, Decapoda, Penaeidae.
CGCGCUCUUGUUUAUUCCUGUUUCCACUUGUUCGUAUCACUUGCGGCCGGAAUCAGCUGUGUCUCGAAGUGCUUUACAGAUAACAAUUUAGGGAAAUGGAUGACAUAAAAGACGUCAGCGUGGAGCCUCUGACUUCGUCGCAGUUUGUGAAGCCUUAUCGAAUGCAUUAUAAGCAAAAUAAUGUGGAAAAAAUCUGGGAUCUCGUCAGUCUUCAUGAGAGUGUUUCCAUUAUUAUCUUCAACACAGAUAGAAAGAAACUUGUUCUUGUCAAGCAGUUCAGACCAGCUGUGUAUUAUGGUGCAAUACCACGGGAGGAGAGGAAAUUGGGGAGCACGGACACAAGCAAGUAUCCAGGGUCGGCAGGCCUGACCUUAGAGCUCUGUGCUGGCAUUGUUGAUAAAACAAAAGAUUUAGCAUUGACUGCAAAAGAAGAGGUGUUAGAGGAGUGUGGAUAUGAGGCACCAUUGGAAAGCUUUGAGAAAGUGUUGAAAUACAGAUCUGGUGUGGGAGUAUCAGGUGAUCAGCAAACAAUGUUUUAUGUGGAAGUAACAGACAAGAUGAAGGUCUCACAAGGAGGAGGAUUAGCAGAUGAAGGAGAAAUGAUAGAAGUUGUGGAAAUGUCCAUACCAGAAGUUCGACAGUACCUGAAUCAGUCUGAUGUGAACUCUCCCGGGGGCCUCCUUUUUGGACUAAUGUGGUUCUUGAAUAACAAGGCUCCAAAAGAGUAGCAUUUAUGAGACUGGCCAUAACCUAGAUUAUCAGGAGUGCUUUUUUUCCUUCUUUGUCUUCUUCAUCUUUUCCUUUCUUUCUCAAUACCACCUUGAGUGCUUAACAUUCUGCAGAUGUUGUGAGGGUACCAGUUAUAGCACUUUUUAUAUUUUUUAGGGAUACAGAUUUAUGUUUUCUGUAUUUUAGUAUACACUCCAUUUGUGAGAACUUAUCUGGAGAUAUAUGCAAAUACAUAACAGCUCAGGAGUUUGGUUAAGCUAUCUUAACUCUUAGAGGAUGAAACACUGCAAUUAGUGUUUUCAGAAGUGUGUAUGCACUAGAUGGAACAUGGUGCAGGUCCUCUUGUAAAAAAGAAGCUUCCAAACUGUACAUAUUAGAAAUAUCAAAGUUAGAAUGAUUUAAGCUGAAAUAGUUAUGCAUUAAAUUAGAAAAAAAAUGCACUUUUUGAAUCUUAUUUGCAGUUGAGGCUUUGAACUUUCCUGUAUAUAAUUUACACUUAUAUUGUUUUCACGGGUAAAGUUAUACUUUGUUAGAAUAGUUUGAUUCUUUAUAUGUAGAUCUUAUUUUGUUUUCAGAUUUUAAAAGUGAAUCAUAACAAUAAUAUGAUAUUCCAUGCAUGAAGAUGAAUUUUGACACAGGCUUUUAAAAUCAUAUAUAAAAGGAAACAGAGAGUAUGGUUUAAACUUUUUGAUUUUUUUUUUCCAGAUCAUAGAAAGUACAAUUUUUCUCAGUUAUAUUCCCUGUACAUGGCAGGCACAGUGAAUACAUGUAUGCAGUGAUAGUUUUGGUAAUGUUAAAAUGGGUGCCAGUAGUACCUGGAGCUGCAUAUGCUGUGUUAUUUAUGUAAUUCACAGUGAAAUGUUAACAUUAAUGAUAGCAAACAUGAUCAUACAAAAUAGACCUCUCAUAGAAAAUGAUUCAUUAUUGGAUGUCCAUUCACUAGAGGUUCACUAAAGAAAAGUAAUCUUAUAUGAUAAAAAAUUUAUAUGGUAGUACAAAAAAGU